Lotus japonicus is the source of this 715-nucleotide messenger RNA. RefSeq lists its product as uncharacterized. Lineage: Eukaryota; Viridiplantae; Streptophyta; Magnoliopsida; Fabales; Fabaceae. The record is from RefSeq and is a predicted model, not a curated record. The coding region runs from base 53 to 445 and encodes 130 amino acids. The transcript is spliced from 3 exons.
UUGUUCAUCUAUCACAACAUCCACCAUUGCAUUGCAUAUCGACACCCUUGCGAUGACGACAGUGAACGGCAACGGUGGCGAUGAUACCUCGGCAGUGCUUAGAAGAAGAGCGGCAACCGCUACAAACUCAUCGGAGGAUAGUGUUCUUCCCUCUCCUCUGAACCUGGUCGCCCUCACGCAGUAUUGCUCUGCCGUGGAAUCGUCGUAUCUAAAGCAUGGCAGCGAACACUCGCAGCGCAAGGUGCGAUUCAGCUUCAAGGUUUUCUCCCCUCAAAUCAACGUUACCACGAUCAUGGCUUGCAGCUGCCAGUAUUCUGCUACCUACCUCAGGAGGCUUGGGCCAAGCUCACAGGUGUUUAUUCUCUUUGCUAACCAAGGUGGAGGACUGGAGGUGAUGAAGACAAAUCCAUAUGCUCACAGUGCAGAAUGUCAUUCCGCAGCGUAGUUCGUGAUGUGAGGGACAGUUUUGGGAGCUUAUCUAGGCGGUAGUUUUGAUGUUAGACUUACUGGCCAUCAUAGAGGAAAAUCUCAUGGUUCGGUACAGGAUUUACAUGACCAGCCUCUAGUAAUUCAAAUUAGUUGCUGGGCAAGCUUACCCCCAUAACUACUAUUUGAUGUCAUUAGACGGCUAGAGGAGAGUAAGAAUACACGGCCUGCUCGAAAGCAUGUUGUUGCAUGUGCUGCAGUUUGCCAGUCUUGGAGGAAUAUGUGCAAA